Messenger RNA from Mirounga angustirostris (Northern elephant seal), 2458 nucleotides. Its product is annotated as cell division cycle-associated protein 3-like. The record is from RefSeq and is a predicted model, not a curated record. The coding region runs from base 1040 to 1762 and encodes 240 amino acids. Lineage: Eukaryota; Metazoa; Chordata; Mammalia; Carnivora; Phocidae. The transcript has a single exon.
AAACUACCAAACUAUGAAGUUUUUUGAAAAAUUGGAACAAAGCUUCUCUUUUAAUAUCUCUGUUUUAAGAAAAUCCUGAGAUUGUAAGACAGUAAAUAAAUAUAAAUUGUUACCGUUUACAACUACUUAGCAAUAUGUAUAAGAACUUUCGAGGUACCUGGGUGGCUCAGUCGGUUAAGCAUCUGCCUUUGGCUCAGGUCCUGAUCCAAGGGUCCUGGGAUCAAGCCCCACAUCAGGCUCUCUGCUCAGCAGGGAGCCUGCUUCUCCUUCUCCCCCUGCCUGCCACUCCCCCUGCUUGUGCGCACUCUCUUUCUGUGUCAAAUUUAAGUAAAAUCUUUAAAAAAAACAACAAACUUUCCUAAUGCUGUUCAAAACGAAAGUCAGAAAUACAAACAAGGGGCUGGAAAGUAAGAUUAGAUCAGUUUUUUUUUUAAAGCUACUUUUCUUUGAUGUAUGUGUUUGAGUUUUAAAAUUUUGACCCAACCUCCCACCAGCACUACAUUAUCACACAAAUAAAUAUAAAAUCACACACAAAAAAUGCUACUUGUGAAAAAGUAGGGUAUUCUGACUGUGUAUAGCACUGGAACAUAGCCUAACCUUGGGGAUGUGGCUGUCAGAGAAAGUUUUGCAGAGGAAGUGACAUUUAGAUUGAGACCAAAAGAGUGAGUUAAUUUGAAGAAAAACAUUCUACACAGAGGUAAUAAUGUAUACAGAGGUGUUGAAGUGGGGCACCUGGGUGGUACAGUCGGUUAAGCAUCUGACUCUUGGGUUUGGCUCAGGUCAUAUCAGGGUCGUGAGAUCGAGAACCAUGAUGAGCUCUGUGCUCAGCAUGGAGUCUGCUUAAGUCUCUCUCUCUCCCUCUGCCCCUCCCCGCUAUUCUCUCUCUCUCAAAUAAAUAAAUAAAUCUUAAAAAAAAAACAAAAAACAAAAAAAACAAAGGGAGGCUCGAGCUGCUGUGCACCCAAAAGAGGAAUCGGGGCCUGGCGUCCCCUCCUCGCCCCGGGCCGGGCCCUGCCCCACUUUAUUCUUCCUGGUUGAGAUGGGCUCAGCCAAGAGCGCCCCAGUCACUCCGGUGUGGCCUCUGCCACACAACAAGCUUCUGGCCCGAGUGGCGGACCCCCGUUCACCUAGUGCCGGCAUCCUGCGCACUCCCAUCCAGGUGGAGAGCUCUCCACAGCCAAACCUACCAGCAGGGGAGCAGCUGGAGGGUCCCAAUCAGGCCCAAGACUCAGAUCCCCGCUCUCCUACCCUUGGUAUUGCGUGGACACCUAUGAAGACCAGCAGCGGAGAACCCCCAAGCCCACCGGUGAAACAGCUGAGUGAAGUAUUUGAGACCAAAGCCCCCAAAUCGAAUCUGCCCCCAGAGCCUGUUCUGCCCUUAGAGGCAACUUCAUCUUCUGAAUUGGACUUGCCUCUGGGCACCCAGUUUUCCCUUGAGGACCAGAUGCCACCCUGGAGCCGGACUGAGCUCCCCUCCAAGCAGGUGUUCUCCAAGGAGGAAGCAGGACAACCCUCAGAAGCCCCCAUAGCCAGCCAGGGCUCGGACAAGCCCUUGAGAGACCCUGAGACUUCCCGAUCUUCAGGUUCUAAGCACAAUAUACAGAAAGCAAAUGGCAAGGUACUACUAGGGAGAUCUCCCCUCACAAUCCUACAGGAUGACAACUCCCCUGGAACCCUGACACCACGACAGGGUAAGCGGCCUUCUCCCCUGAGUGACAAUGCUAAGGAGCUAAAGGAAGGGGCCAUUCUGGGAACUGGAUGACUUCUGAAAACUGGAGGCCGAGUGUGGGAGCAGGGCCAGGACCAGGACCAGGAAAAUCAGCACUUUCCAAACUUGGUGGAGAACUAGGCCGAGUAUGGCCCCAGCACUGGCUUCACCGGGGGCCUAGUGAUGUUGCAUCCCCUCAACCCCAUCUUUCCCUGGGAGACUGGAAAGGCUUGUUGUCUUCAACCCCCCCUUAAACUCCCAGCUCGGGGACUGAACGCUUUCUUGGGCUCUCUGUGUCUUAUGUGUUUCUUGUAUAUUAAAGAAAGUGGUUUUUAAAAAACAAAACAAACAAACAAAAAAACCCAAAGGUGUUGAAGUGGAAAGAGCUUGCACAUGAGGAAGUGAAACAAGCAGUACAGCGUGGUGGUGAAGAGUCCAGGUUCCAAAGUAAAAUGGCCUGGAUUUGAAUCCCAGCUAUACCCUCCACUUGCUAUGUGACCUUGGAUAAUUUACAUAACCUCUCUGGACCUUGGUUUCCUCAUUUAUUCCUACCAUGUAGGAUGUUUGCGAGGAGAGUAAUUGUUCAAUAAAUAUUAGUUUAUUAUUAUAAUAACUGGUUAAACUAGAAUGGUGCUACAGGUAUUGGAGAGGUAGGCAGGGCCAUAAUAUCAUGGAGGCUUCUAGGCUCUAUUAUGUGCCUCUGAAACAAAUAAUACAUUAUAUGUUUAAAAAAAAAAAGAAGACGACAGC